Molecule: messenger RNA, 1019 nt
Organism: Toxotes jaculatrix (banded archerfish)
Lineage: Eukaryota; Metazoa; Chordata; Actinopteri; Toxotidae
Gene: cfap126
Product: cilia and flagella associated protein 126
Exons: 5
Coding region: 273-1019 (248 amino acids)
Biological process (GO): cilium organization
Cellular component (GO): ciliary basal body
Source: RefSeq, a predicted model, not a curated record
UCGGAACACAGCAAAUAGGCAGUGAUAAAAGUUGUCGAUCUAUUAUAUAUCACAUAAUUUAUCCACAAAAACAGUCAAUAAACCCACUCACCAGCUGUGUUUGUUUUUCCGAUGUAUUAAUUUUUUAUUAGCGGUGUGUUCUUUUCUCCAGGAGUGGGUACCUCAGUGUUGCCAUGUCCGUCAAGGAAAAGAAAAAAAAAACCUCACUUUGAUUGUGUUGCUAUGCAACAGGUCAACAAAAACAGACGGGGAGGCUGCGGGAAGAGGCAGACAUGUCGUCCAGUUACUCAGCAAAUCAGUACGACAGCGCCUUCAAGUCGCAGAGGCUGCAGAACUGGUGUGAGGCUAAGCGCUUAGAAGAGAGACCCACUGCACAGGAGGGUCGCACCACCUUUAUUGCCAAUGACAGAGGACAUCUGCUGCCAGGAGUGGUUAAGAGAGGCAGUGCAUGGCCAAACUUUAGGGGGACCUGGGAUCUACCUGCUCGUAUCCCAGCCCACCGCAUCAACCCUACAGGCCGCUCUGUGGAGGGUCUAAACAGGCUGAAGUCCUGGGGCUUUGACCCACAACAUGCUGGAAAGUCUCAACCACACAGCUGCAGCAGAAACGCUGACAGGCAGCAGGAUGCUGUCAAACAGACUGAGGGGGACAUACAGCAGGACUGUCCUGCUCCAUGUUCCACAUCCGAGGCCCAACCAGCAUCUCAGAACCUCCCUGUUACAGGAGGUGAGAGAACUGCGAGCCAAAACCAGGACUCGCGGGCCGCUGUGGCUGUAUCUGUCGCCCAGUCCACUGAAGACAAACAAGCUACUCAGGCUGCUGGGAAAGACAGGCCGCUGAGCCAGUGCUCUGCAGCUGAAGAGGAGCCAGCUGUGAGGCCUGCUGCUGGACAGGAAACCAACAGCAGGCCUGAAACUGGCAAGAGGACGCCAGUGAGCAAUGUCUCAGAGAGAGCAGCCAGCCAAGGAGCACCAUCGUCCUCCAAGCAGAGACACAGAGACGCACAGCAAGACCAGUGA